This is a messenger RNA of Gallus gallus (chicken), 3482 nucleotides long. It is a transcript of the gene ATG16L2, whose product is annotated as autophagy related 16 like 2. Gene Ontology annotation, biological process: negative stranded viral RNA replication; autophagosome assembly. Gene Ontology annotation, cellular component: autophagosome membrane. Lineage: Eukaryota; Metazoa; Chordata; Aves; Galliformes; Phasianidae. The transcript has 19 exons. Gene Ontology annotation, molecular function: protein binding. The coding region runs from base 209 to 2083 and encodes 624 amino acids. The record is from RefSeq and is a predicted model, not a curated record.
GACGGAGCGCGGCCGCGGCGCCAUGGAGGGCGUGGGGUGGCGGCUGCGGGCCGCGCCGGGGGAUCCCCGGCUGUGAGAGGCGGGCUCUCGCCCUACCGCGGGCCGGGAACCGGCGUCUGCCGUUCCCCAGGGAGCCCAGCCGCCCGCCCCUCCUCCGAGCCGCUCAUCGCGGGCGCCGCUCCCCGAGACGCCCUUUCCCGCCGCGGAGAUGGCGUCGGGGCUGCACGCCGCCGGCUUCCCCCCCUGGAAGCGGCACAUCGCGGCAGAGCUGCGGCGGAGGGACCGGCUGCAGCGGCAGGCCUUUGAGGAGAUCGUCGCGCAGUAUAACAAGCUGCUAGAGAAGUCGGACCUCCACGCAGUGCUGGCUGAUAAGCUGCAGGCAGAGAAGUAUGACAUGCAGAGCAGACAUGAGAUCAGUCCAGGACAUGAUGGCACAUGGAAUGAUGCUCAGUUGCAGGAACUGGCACAGCUGAAGAUAAAACAUCAAGAGGAGCUGACUGAGCUACAUAAGAAACGUGGAGAGUUGGCCCAGUCUGUAAUUGAUCUGAAUAACCAAAUGCAGCAGAAGGACAAAGAGAUGCAGAUGAAUGAAGCAAAGAUUGCAGAGUAUUUGCAAAAAAUCUCUGAACUGGAAACUGAGUGCCAGGAACUACGCAGCAAGCUACAAGAUCUUGAGCGAGCUAAUCAGACACUGAAAGAUGAAUAUGAUGCUCUCCAGAUCACCUUCAAUGCCUUGGAGGAGAAACUGAGGAAAACAACUGAGGAUAACCAGGAGCUGGUCUCACGUUGGAUGGCAGAGAAAGCACAGGAAGCCAAUCGCUUGAAUGCAGAAAAUGAAAAGGAUUCAAGGAGGCGACAAGCAAGGCUGCAGAAGGAGCUAGCAGAAGCUGCCAAAGAACCCCUGCCUGUUGAACCCAGGGAUGAUGACAUUGAAGUGCUUGCAGAUGAAACCUCUGAUACAGCUGAGGAGACAUCUCCAGUGCGAGCUGUCAGCCGAACACCCAGUAAGCGACUCUCCCAGCCAGCUGGAGGCCUUCUGGACUCUAUCACUAAUAUCUUUGGUCUGUCUGAGUCUCCCCUUUUGGGACAUCAGUCUUCCGAUGCUGCCAGGAGGCGUUCUUUGUCCUCGUUUCCUCCUCCCCAGGAUAAUGCAGAGCCACAUCCAGGUGCCAGUAAAGAAGUGAGAGUGCCCACUACUGCCAUAUGUGUCUUUGAUGCACAUGACGGGGAGGUGAACGCGGUGCAGUUCAGCCCUGGCUCCCGGUUACUGGCGACAGGAGGCAUGGACCGUAGGGUUAAGCUCUGGGAAGUCUUGGGAGAUAGGUGUGAGCCCAAAGGUUCCCUCUCUGGUAGUAAUGCUGGGAUUACAAGCAUAGAGUUUGAUAGUGCUGGUUCUUACCUCUUAGCAGCCUCAAAUGACUUUGCCAGCAGAAUCUGGACGGUUGAUGACAAUCGAUUACGGCACACUUUGACAGGUCACAGUGGUAAGGUUCUGUCUGCCAAGUUCCUGCUGGACAACGCGCGCAUCGUUUCGGGAAGCCAUGACCGGACCCUCAAGCUCUGGGACCUCCGCAGCAAAGUUUGUAUAAAAACAGUGUUUGCAGGAUCUAGCUGCAAUGACAUCGUAUGCACUGAGCAAUGUGUAAUGAGUGGACAUUUUGAUAAGAAAAUCCGUUUCUGGGAUAUCAGGACUGAAAGCAUAGUAAAAGAACUGGAGCUGCUUGGAAGGAUCACAGCUCUGGAUUUGAACUCGGAGCGAACAGAGCUUUUGACCUGUUCCCGUGAUGAUCUACUGAAGAUCAUUGAUCUGCGGGUUGGUGCUGUCAAGCAAACAUUCAGUGCCCAGGGAUUCAAAUGUGGCUCUGACUGGACAAGAGUUGUGUUCAGUCCUGAUGGUAACUAUGUGGCUGCUGGUUCAGCUGAUGGUGCCCUCUAUGUUUGGAAUGUACUCACUGGGAAGUUGGAGAGAACUCUUGCCAAGCAUCACAGUUCUCCCAUCAAUGCAGUCGCGUGGUCCCCAGCGGGUGCCCACGUGGUCAGUGUGGACAAAGGAAACAAGGCUGUCCUGUGGUCUGAGUUCUGACUGGAUGGAGGGUGAGAGGCAGAGCUCCCGUGCCUCUGUGUGUGGUGGUGCUGGUCCGUGGCUGAACAGAAUGGAGACCCCAGCCCAGAUCCAUCCUGAGCAGGAAUAUUAACAAGUGCGUGGGCUUCGCUUUCUGGAGGAAAGUUCUAAAGCAAUGGAGAAAGAACCUGAGUCAGAAACUUCUUAUGGCCGUAACCACGCUGUGGCACUCAGACUCAGCAAGGGAUUAGCUGUUCUGGAUGGUGAAUGCUACUUAGUCAUGCCUUUACAUGCAGUAUCUAUGCACCAAUGGAGCUGAAGAUACUAGCGGGAUUCCUCACCAGGCAGCUGUGCCAAAUACCCUACCACACAAAUGUAUCUACAGCACUUCUGAGUUGGAAAUGUUGGAAAGAAGUUACAGUGUAUGCUGACUUAAUGCACGCUCUGUCUCCUGUGUUCUGUUCUUGUGGCCUAGUUUAGGUGUGGAGUGAGAAGGUCCCGAAACGUGGACAGGUCCUGGGCAGUCUGAAGUGCUGGAAAAGCUUUUGUAGAGAGUUUCCAAUGGCUCUGGCAGCUCUGCUGCUGAGUUACCAACUCAGUGCGGAGCUGCUCUGAUCCUGACACAGGUUCUCCAGUGCUGUCAUGCAAACUCCUUGUAUCGGUUUUGUAUGGACAUUGUCCAUUCUUCGGGACUUCUGCACCCUUUUGUUAAAAUGCCCUUCAACUGUCAGAGUAUCACAAAAUAGGAGAUUUUUAAUCUUUUUACUCCACAGGCAAUUUGGUUACUGGGUUUGAGGAGGGAGAAGUUCAACUUCGGCUGUGCUGCUGUGAUGAGGAAUGUAGUCGUACUGUGACUUCAGUACCUGCACAUAGAUGCUUGGUCCCCUUUUCGGUUCAUCCGUCCUCUGCUGAAGGCUGUCAGUAAAACACAGGGUCAGUGGUGUUCAAUCCCAAAUGCAUUCUGUUGGUGCUGGCCAUGCCAGGCCACUGGCCUCCUUCUUCAGCAGAUAUGCAAUAUUCCUGUGUGCUGAAGCCCUCUCUGUGCUGUGGAGCAGUGUCUUCCUGUCCCCGUUUACGCAUCCAAAACCACAGUGUGGCUGGCUGCGAGCUACCUGGUACAAUUGCAUCCAGCCAAACCUUUCCACAUCAUCUGGGCCUCUAGACAAGCCACCAGCGUCGUAUUGCCUUUUUAUUUGCACUUUAUUUUCAUCUUUCCUGAUUAUGUUUUACUAAGGAAGUGUGUUGUUUGGAGGGGCUGGGUUGGGGGGCAGCUGCUCUAACAGGCAUCUCUCUAACCCAGCCUUUUGUUCAGGCACCUUCUGUAGAGGCAACUAGAGUAUACCAGGCAAACUUUUUAUUUAUUCAGCUGCCCAUAAGAACUUGAUUGUAAAUAAACCCAUGUUCUGCUUUUAAAACCUCA